AUGCAGCGAGGCAGGGUAAGGGGCUGCGGGCAGGGGGGCGCGGAGGGGCGCGGGCGGUGCCGGGCGGGAGCGGUGUCCCCGGUGUCCCCGGUGUCCCCGGUGUCCCCAUCCCCGCUGACGGCGCCGUCGUUGCAGGUGCGGGCGGCGCUGGCGGCGCUGCUCUGCGCGGCGCUGCUCCCGCUCCGCCCGGAGGCCGCCAGGGCGCCCAAGCAGCGGCCGGCGCGGACGCGGAGCUGCGGCGAGCGGCCCGAGGAGCUGCUGGAGCAGCUGUACGGGCGGCUGGCGGCGGGAAUGCUCAGCGCCUUCCACCACACCCUGCAGCCCGAGCCGCCCGGCCGCCAGCACAACGCCAGCUGCCCCGCCGGGACACGGCCGCCCGCAGACAAGAGGGUCCGGCUCCCCGUCAACCUGCGCAGCGCAUCGCCCUGGGCAUACAGAAUUUCCUAUGAUCCCAUGAGAUACCCUAAGUACAUUCCUGAGGCCUACUGUCUGUGCAAAGGCUGCCUGAUGGGGAUCUUUGGCGAGGAGAGCUUGCAYUUCCGCAGCACCCCGGUGUACAUGCCCACGGUCAUCCUGCGCCGCACGCCCGCCUGCGCCGGGGGCCGCUACGUCUACACCGAGGAUUACAUCACCAUCCCCGUGGGCUGCACCUGCAUACCUGAGCAGGAGAAGGAGGCAGAGAGUGUAAAUUCCAGCAUAGAUAAGCAAGAAGUGAAGUUGCUGGUGAGCCAGAACAAGCCCUCAUCAGAAUGAAGAAUCUAUUUGGAGUUCUGUUUCAGUACUGGCCUCACAUCAUCAUCUCACCACCUCAGGAAACUGAACUGCAGCAGCAAACACAUUCACUUGCCCUCUUUUUCUGCUUACAGUAAUUUCAGAUAUAAGAYGGAAAGUCCAGUCACCCAGAUCAUUAGAGAUGGCAAUUCAUUCAACUUCUUUAGUUAAUGGAAACUUGUUUAGUUCAUUGUUGCAAACUCCAUAGUAGCCUUUUUYCCCCCUUAGAGCAGAACAUUUUAUCUUUGCUUAUUCACAAUAAAUUUUAGAAGAUGAUGUAACUGUAAGACAUGGUAGCUAUUACUAUAGCAGGCUACUGUUGUAGAUAUUUUUAAUGAAUCUCUUAUACUCUACUAUUAAAUACCCUUAUAUAAAAAUCACAUACCUGCCAUACAUGUGCCGAAUCUGCAGUUAAAAGGAUAACUUCUCAGGCUGGAAGAGCCUUCCUUUAUCCUGCAUAAACUCCAAGCUUUACCUCUGAGAUGUURCCUAAUUUAUACACUACAGCAAGUAAACCUUUGCUGACUUGGAGUCAUUCACUAAGCAAUAUUCUAUUUGCUUGCUAUUUUAAAACUUGCCAAGUUGCUAAGGGUAAAAGGUGCUGAGAAAAACCAUUAAUAUAAUGGUAGAAUAUUGUAAAAAUGCACUGGACUUUCUUGAUGCACACUAAGUCUAAUUACACAGAAAAUAUCAACUAGAAAAAACACAGUUUUYCUGUAUUCGAUUUCAUCCUCAUUGACUGCUUAACUGUUUCUUGUGAUAAAAAAUUUAUUCCAUGCAGUCGAAAAGCCAGAACCUUUUUCAUUUUAGGAGAGGAGAUUCUCCAUUAAAAAAAUAAGUACUAAGGAUACACUUCCCCUCAGGUGCGCUGCAGGCCAGCAAAAAGGCAAGGUCUUAACCUCCAGAUGCUACAAGUGGUCACUAAGUUGAAUCCCAGCCAAUCCAAACUUGUUAAAUCCAACUGACUUUUACAAUUACUGUUACUCAUUUCUCCUGUGCUACAUGUAACAGACGAUCACCUGCAAAUGCUGAUGCACUGUGGACACGCAGCCUUCCAUCUGUGCAAUCUGCUGCUGAUGGAACUUGACCCGCAGGCCCUCACCAGAAACCCUGGAUAUACAAAAACUUAGAUUUCCAGAACAAGAGACUGAAGUUGACUCAGCCUAGUGAAUGAGAAUCAGGAAUGACUAGGCGUGCCUUGCAAAAACAUAAUUCCUCAAAGGGUCACACUCGCCAAAAUGGAUAAACCUCUGAAUUCACAGCAGAAAAUCUCUUUUACAGCUGAAAGAUCAUGACUGCAAUAUCCUUACAGAAUAAACAUCACAUGCAGCAAUGUAUCUGCWACAUAAUGGAUCUCAAAACUGGCCUUAAUUCAUAGCAGAGAAAGCCYCUACACUACACAAAAACACACAUCUUUGCAGUGUCUUUGGAUGAAAAAUGGAAAGAUUAUGAGCUAAUCACAAUUAACUGGUUAAAGAGAGAAUGGAAGUCAUAAGACAACUUCAUGUCUUAGUGCAGAGUUAUUGACUGUGCUCUYUCUGACUCAGUCUAGCAUAACAGUAUUUUUAGAGUGGGAUCUGUGUAACUUCUUACAAAGCCAAAAUAACUUCAAAAACCCCAUAAACAAAUAAAAGAUUCCUAUCACGAUGUCAGAUUGAAGUUUGUAGCUGUGCUCCUUGUACAGAUGCUUAUCCUCAAUUCUCCUUGUCUUUA
This is a messenger RNA of Malurus melanocephalus (red-backed fairy wren), 2484 nucleotides long. It is a transcript of the gene IL17D, whose product is annotated as interleukin 17D. NCBI's taxonomy places the organism in Eukaryota, Metazoa, Chordata, Aves, Passeriformes, Maluridae. The record is from RefSeq and is a predicted model, not a curated record. Gene Ontology annotation, cellular component: extracellular region. Gene Ontology annotation, molecular function: cytokine activity. The transcript has 2 exons. Gene Ontology annotation, biological process: inflammatory response. Bases 1 to 753 code for a protein of 250 amino acids.